CGUUGCCGACGAUGUAAAUCCAAAUUAUUCCCUUUUCACUCCCAAUUUCUCAGCCACCUCUUCAAUCUCCAUCUGAUCAAUCCUAAAUCCUAAAACAAAAUUCAAGAUCGCUUCAGUACUUCUCACCGUUCUCUGGGACCUCAAAUUUCAUUUCUCCGGUCUGGGUUUUCAUGAACGAUCAGUCGCUGAAUAUGGGCCAAUCUCAGAUCUUGCAGAUUCACCAAAACAACGUCUUUUGGCCUCACCGUCCGCCUCCGUUCCCGCCGGACAACGCCGCCGUCAUGUUUCACGGCGCUCAUUCUCACCGGCAAAUCUUUAACGCUCCCACCCCGGCUAACCCUACGCCUCCCGGUCGGGUUGCUUGGAUGGGAAAGGAUUUUAAACCGGAUAAGCGCAAUGAGUUUGGGCGUAAUGACCCGCUUCAAGGUCCCGGGUACAAACAGCCGGGUCAGAUUGAUUCGCAAGCUCAGAACCGAUUGAAAAGUCGUCGGUUUCACCGGAAGAACAAGUUCGAAUCCAGAUAUGCCCCGUUCGCUCCGCGUAAUACUACAUCGUUCCUAAUGCACUCCAAAAGAUCGCGAGGUAACGCUACGCCGUGUCCAGUAACACCGGCGGUCCUACCAACGCCAAUCUUGUCGCCGUUGAGUGAGUUUUGGAUCGACAUGGCGAAGGAAGAGUGGGGGGUUGAUGGCUAUGGCUCGAUGAAGGGUCUGAUAAGGCUUCGAUCUGGCUCACCCAGAGGCGACGAGGAAGAGGAGGAAGAAGAAGAAGACGACGACGACGACGAUAAUGGUGGCGGUGGCGGUGGCGGGUCUAGUGACAGUGAUGUAGAAGAACGAGUCGAAGUUGAGAAGAGAUUAGACCAUGAUCUGAGUAGAUUCGAAAUGAUAUACCCAAACGUCGGAACCGAUGAUCAGACCAGUGUCUUGGAGAAUCGAGUGGAUGAACAGGACUCCCAUAUUACACGAUUGGAAGAAGAAAAUAUGACACUGAAAGAGAAGCUCUUUCUGAUGGAGAGAGAAUUGGACGAACUGAGAAGGAGGGUUCAAUGUUUAGAGACUAAUGGCGUGUGGCGAGCUUGCAGAGGCCAAAUCGGAAAGAACGAAGUAUUCUCUGAGCAGAGUGUGGGGAAUGUUAAUGGUGAGGAAGAAGAGGAAGAGAAUGAUAAUGGUGGCGCAAUGACGACGUAUUGUGGGAAAUUAUCAGUUCAUUAAACUGCUAGAUAUCUGCAUAUAUUUCUGUAUAUAUAUAACUAGGCUGGUAGAUCUAGGUUGAAGUUUAAUUUUUCGUCGUUAAAAUUCAUCCUCCUUCUGUAAUCUAACUCUAGGCCCUGGGAAGAAUCGAACUCCCUGAAUAAAUUCUGCCCAGUUAGAAGCGAAUAAUUUCUGUACUAACUGAUGAAAUUUUUCAUGGUUUCUUCUUUACUUGUCAUUUCCUUCUGUACUAUUGAACCUGAAUGGAAUUGUGUUUUACCAUAGAAUGAAAUGCCUGUCCUCUAUACAGAAGAAGAAGACGGAGGUGGAUCGUGGAAAGAUGGAGAGGCUGAUGCAAUAAAAGUAAGGCAUGCAGCCAACUAGCCGAAGAGCACCUUAGCCCAUGACAGACCAAGAUUGGAAUAUAGAAGAGGUAAAAGUAAGGCAAGGUGUUCCUGUUGGUUGGUCCUCACCUGACCUCAUUACCUCAAUGGCUUUUUUGAAGAACCUUCUUUAGAAAAGGCAUAUUGAAUGAUUGAUUCUCUACUUUAUGCCAAAGUUCUCCUGCAACUGCAACUGAGGUGUUAGAAAUAAUUACAAUUUCCCCCCUCAGAAAUUAUUUUCUUUGUUUCCUUGAAAACAGGGAAAAUUAAUGAAAAAUUCAUCAUUGUAAAAGUUACCGCUGAAAAAUAUUUGAAAUCUGUUAAUAUAUGUAAUCUUAAAGACAUCUGCACAUAACUCAAUGAAAAAAACUUAUGCGAAGUUACUUA
Messenger RNA from Neltuma alba, 1963 nucleotides. RefSeq lists its product as uncharacterized. Lineage: Eukaryota; Viridiplantae; Streptophyta; Magnoliopsida; Fabales; Fabaceae. The record is from RefSeq and is a predicted model, not a curated record. The coding region runs from base 171 to 1214 and encodes 347 amino acids. The transcript is spliced from 3 exons.